AUGUCUCCCACCGUUGCUCCUCAUGGUCCCCUCCCCAAGAUCCCCAAGGGUCUCAGCAAGAUCAGACUUGGCGCCUUGGUCUUUAACGGCGUCGAUCUUUUGGACGUCAUGGGUCCCAUGCGCAUCUUUGGAGAGGAGUCCAACACCCUCGACAUUGAGAUUUGCUUUGUCGCAACCACUCUUGAGCCUGUCAAGUCCUCGCAGCAGGUCACCAUCACCCCCAAGUACUUGGUCAGCGACAUCACCCAGAAGUAUGACCUCUUCUUCAUCCCCGGAGGUAUUGGAACCCGCAGCUAUGUCAACAACGAAGAGCUCAUGGGCUAUGUCAAGGCCCAUGUGGAGCAGUCUACCUGGACCAUGACUGUUUGCACUGGCGCUGGAAUUCUUGCCAAGACCAGCCUUGUUGACGGUUACAGCAUGACCACCAACAAGAUGGUCUUCGAAUGGCCUAUGACCCAGGGUCCCAACGUGAACUGGAUAAAGAGGGCCCGUUGGGUUCAGGAUGGAAAAUAUGUCUCCUCCUCGGGAGUUUCUGCUGGAAUUGACGCGGCGCUCUUUAUCCUGGCCGAGCUGACGACGACUGAGAACGCCGAGGCUGUCGCGACGUACAUCGAGUACACCUGGCACCGUGUUUCCAGCGAGGACCCCUUUGCCGAUUCCUACCCCUUCACUCGCUCGUAG
Messenger RNA from Linnemannia hyalina, 681 nucleotides. NCBI's taxonomy places the organism in Eukaryota, Fungi, Mortierellomycota, Mortierellomycetes, Mortierellales, Mortierellaceae. The record is from the annotation of a GenBank genome assembly.